Molecule: messenger RNA, 2120 nt
Organism: Vitrella brassicaformis
Lineage: Eukaryota; Vitrellaceae
Source: the annotation of a GenBank genome assembly
GGGAAAACAGCCACGAAAGGCAGACAGGCCGGCACUCUCUCAAUUAGCAUCAUGAAGAGCCUGUCGUUUGCCGUCCUCGCCAUGCUCGCCGCCUUUACCAUGGCUCAGGUAAGUGACGUGUUGGCAAGGGAGAGGAGCCGGGCAGGAUACACGCCGACGCGCUGGUUUUACUUGUGAUAUGUGCUUGCGUGCAGAGGGCCGCGGCCGCCGUGGAUGAGACCACACGUGAGUGAGACACGUUACAGCGCCAUGCUCAGUCUGCACACGAUGUCAUCUCGAUGGCCCGUCCAUGUGUGCUCUGGCGCAGCCAAGCCAGCCGAGGAGGAGAAGUGCUGCUGGGAGUGCCAUCUCUUCGACUUCCAUUGCUGGAAAAACGAGUGCCGAUGGGACGCCUGCACUGAGGAGUGGAAAGAGGAGCAUCCCGAGGAGGCGGCCCUGGCCGAACAGAAGAUGGAGGCAUGCGCACACCUGCAGAAUGGGGGUAGCGAAGCAUGUAAGUACGUAGGUCUUAAUUAAAUGCCAAGGCGCGAUGGAUACCUACCGGCAAGGCAACCCCGCACAUGUUCGUUCGUGUGUUUGUCAUGUCUGUUUGCAGAUGCUCAGCUCCGCCUGGGCAAUUCGGCACCUCUCAGCGUGACGCGAACGGAGUGCGAGGCCCUCAGGAUGAACAUCGAAGCAGCCACGCGCCCUCGUACGUUCAACCAGCAGAGGCAUACGCGUGUGUGUGAGCCGACCAUUGUGUAUGUCAGGUGAUGACUUCGGUGACUGCUGCUGGAAGUGUCAGAUCUGGGACCAUGAUAGCGACUGCUUUGAAGACUGCUUCUGGAAGAUGUGGUGCUAAUUCUGCGCACCCUGGUACUCAUUAAUGCUGAUCGCACGUGACAACUCAUAUGCGUCGACCGUCCUGCUUGCAGGUCAAGGGCGCAUCCAUCCAGGCACGCCAUCUCAUGGGUGCCUGCCUUGUGGCUCCACUGUAAUAUUUUUCUCGCCUUUCAUACAAAGGGGGGAGAGAGCGCAGGGCUGCUCGUGCGCCUGUCUGUGCAUGUGUGCGUGGGGGGGUGGGUGAGUGCGAGUCCUUGUCCGUUGUGUCUUUGACCGUGCCGCCUGUCAUGUCCGCUUGGGUGUCUAUUUGUCUGCUGUGACGAGAAAGUGGCACACGUGUAUUUCACAUGAUGGUUGAUGCACAAUUAGCAAGCUGCAUCUCUCCUCUCUGGCCCUUUUCUGAGUGGUAUUGGUGGAUGGGGCCACCGCCCAUGAUUUUCUUCUUGCCUCUUGCUUUGCUCUUGCUUUUUCGCUGGCUAUUUGUCGUUUCCUGCAUACAGACUCACGCUCGUACUCACACUUGUGGUCUUUCCGUUUUCCUUCUGUCUGUCGCUUGCGAAUGUCUGUCAUUUGCGUGAUGGUCUGUCUCCUAUUUUUCAGGGAGACUUCUCUCUGGCUUCUCUUUGACGAAAGCCCUUACCUACGAGAUAGCGGUAUGUGCCUGACCAGGGCGAUCGACAUACGUACGUACAUACCUGCAUGUCAUGUGGAUGCUCACACAUGGACACGCUCCUCCUCUGUGCUUGCUUCUUUUUCCGCUCGGUAUUUCUCGUCUCACGGGACGCAUGUAUGCGUCAAGGUUCUUGUGGCACUGCCUCCUUUCCGCUUCUUCCUGUUGCUUGCGAAUGUCAUUUGCACAACGGCUUGGGUGUGCUAUUUUCUCCCGCUUGCAGAGAUGGCGUUGUCUGUUCGGUGCGUGUUGCUGUUCGUGAAUGAGAGAGGCAGAUGAAUGAGUGAAUGCAGAGACCCAAGAGAUGGAAAUACCGGCAUGUUGUGCGUGAUGCUUGUGCGUGAGUUGUGCGUCUGCGUCAUGUCGUGUGUGGAUGUUUGUUGGCCGGUUUGGCAUGCUCCAAAUCGAGUGCCUCACCGGUCGGUUGGCUCACUGAUGGCUGCUGCAUGGAGACAGACAGACACUGGAUUGACGGCAAUGAAAUGACUGACACAUGGAGGUCUUCUUCCUUGGCUGGACCGAAUACAUGUGGCACAAAUGGCAUCUCGCGGACGGCAGAAAUCGAGAAGGCAGACAUGUGAUGAAACAGAGAGGUGUGAGUGGCUGUCGACCAGUCAGUCUGCUUGAG